AUGGGAGGCUAUUCCGAUCGACAGCAGUCUUCAAGCUAUGCGCAUACAAGACAACCAUCUAAAGCUCCUUCGCAAGGCCGUAACGGCGCUCACGCUCCGUCACAGACUACAAGCCCUGCGAGUCCUGAGCUUGCUGGCGCGUCCUCUGAAGGCCCCAGACACCUCAAUGACUACCCGACGGGUGCGGAUCUAACUGCAUUCACUGCUAUUAGGUGCUCCCAAUUGGAGGACAUCAUUUUUGACCGGCUUCAACGACUGGACUCUAAUACUUUUGCUGAAUUUCCAUUCUACACAGCAGAUCGGGAAAUCUAUACGCAGCUUCUAGGCGUAAUGAGUAGCAGAAAUCUCGGUAGGGUUGCGAGUUUAUUCACAAACGACCUCCAAAAGUCGCAAUGGGAGCUCUUCAGCAAUAAAGGCGUCCCACCCAGGGAACUGGAGUCUAAGAUUGAUAUGAUGAUACGGUCAAUGAAGCAUAUACACCUCAAGACCCGGCCAGACGGCUUGUGGCGCGAUUCAUGCACCAUCCUUGUUGCGCUUGCAGAACUCUUAGUCAGUUCUCAUGGACCAUCACUCAAGUACGCAUACUGUAAUCUCUUUGUUGACCUCUUGCUCCCCGUUGCCUCAAAUUGGACCUCUCAGCUUCAAACGCCACGAUAUCAGAAUUUUCUUCACCUCGUAACUCCUCGAGUCGGAAGCAUAGUCGUCAAGCCUCGUCAUUGGCCGGAGGCAAUCUCUUGCUCUUCAAUCUUGCUCUGUGUCUCUCCAAAUGAACUAUUUGCUUCGUCUUGGCUGUCGCAUAUUAAUAGCCUGCAGCCAAAGCUCAAAGAUCGAAGCACUAGGACUCUCGCACUACAGUCUGUAACAAGAGUGGUGUGGACAUACCUCGAUCGCAUCAAAGAAGCAAGCACUACUAUUCGGCGCUUAGAAGACAUCAUGAAAGUAGUCCUUCCAUCCAACAAAAAGACUUCUCACACGCCAGACACUAUGGCCUGCGAACCUUUGGCUGAGCUCAUUCGUAUCAUCGGCUAUCAUCAUCAAGAGUAUUGUUUCAGUAAGAUCAUAUUUCCUCUUCUGAGCUUCGAUCUCUUUGCAACAGGCAAGGACAUCAAAGUUGAUCAGUUAGAUCCAGAACGCAUGGUGAUCGGAAUCAAAGCGUAUUUACUGAUUAUGAAUGACCUUGGGAGCGAUGAAGGUGGCAAGCCACCGUUUCCUCGUUUUGGACAAGGCGGUCUCGCCAUUGCAGAUGGGAACAUAUCUGCAUUUUCCAUCAAACCCUCUACUGGAGCUGCAGCCUCAGUCGGUGAUUCACGCUCUUCGUUCGGGGCUUCUCCUGUGGCCACCACCAAGCUAAGCUCAUCUGCGCGCGAAUACCACUCUCGAUUUUGUGAGAUCUUGGGGAAGAUCGUGAUCAUCUGUGACAAUGCUUUUGGUGGUCAAGCUGUGCUGGAUGAAAAGUUUGGUGGCGGACUCACCCCAAAACCCCUCUCGCAGACACAUUCAACUUCGGUCACUGUGACCAUUGGCUUCGCGCGCUUCAUUUUCAAUUUUGACGCUCGGUACGCUACUAUGCUAGAAGAGGGUCUUUUGGGUCCUGACCACAUCGAAAGCACACUAAGCCUGUAUGUUCAAUUGUUACAGAUAUGGAUAGAGGAGAUCAGGCAGAAAUCCAAAGAAGCAGCAAGCGGCUCAAUGGCCAAUGGCUUGUCUAGCAGUCGAGGUCGUCAUCUGGACCUCACCAGCGUCACCAACCACGUGGACGAGGUCGAAUCCCAUGGCGUUUUCUUUUUGUGCUCACAGUCCAGGCGCGUCAGAGCUUUCGCGAUUAAAGUGCUCAGGAUCAUUACUGAGUUUGAUGCGGCUCUUGGGAGAAAGAACUCUCGCAUUAUUCACAUUCUUGAAGGCGAUUCCCAGCAUGUCAUGAGUGCCAACGAUGGUUCUCUGUCAGUUGCCGAGCGGAGUAGGUUGCAAAAAGGUAGAAUCGAAAACACAGACCAGGCAGAGCCCACUCUGGUCGAGCUCUGUAGUAGCGACGUAUCUUACGACUCAACCCUCUGGCUUAAGAUGUUCCCGAACAUUAUUCGUCUCAGCUUUGAUCUCUGUCCUUCAGCUGUAAUGUUGGGUCGGGAGAUUGUCUGCGCACGGUUGUUGCAGAUGCAGGACACUAUCACAUUCCUUGAUACAGACCUACCCAAUAUACCCCUCCCUCCGCCUGAUUCUGUGAAUAUCCGAACGACUCACCGACUCCAGUCCACGUCGUCUCAAGUAGUCGUCGAACAGUGGAAGCUGUAUUUGAUAAUGGCAUGUACGACCGUUACAAAUGCUGGAGCUCAAACACAGAGUCAGCUUGACAAGACUCAACACUCCCGUAAGAUCUCGAAGCCAGCCCCUCAAGGGCAAGACAAGCUCAGCUCGGCAAGAGCUUUGUUUGCGUAUGUCAUCCCUCUACUGUCCAAUGGUAACGGUAUUAUUCGCGAGGCUAUUGUCAUCGCCCUGAGCUCAAUCAACACGAGUCUGUUCCGGACGCUGCUAGAGUCCCUGCAGUAUGCCGUGACCACGUGCAAAGAAGCAGCGAAGCAAAGGAUUGGUUCCCAUCAACGAACCGGCAGCAAUCCGCACAGGACUCCCAGCACGGACAGAUUACGCACAGAGGUCACUCAGGUCUACCGACUGACGGCGCGCUUUCUUAUGGAACCAAGUGUCAUGCAGGACGAAUGGAUUCUCUCUAAUCUAUGCGCUUAUGCUAGAGACCUCAUGAUAUUUCUUGGUGAUGGUGAGGUACAAAGUGAUUGGGAGAGUCAGAAGCUCCGCCAACAAUUCUGCGGAUUGGUGGAAGAAUUGGCACGGGCUGUAAGUGAGGUAGAAGACACUCUGCAGUACAUGCCCUUUGAAUUUCGAAGAUCCGCGUUCACUCUCAUGGAAGAAUGGUGCGGUUAUUCUCCACAUCAAGCAAAGAUUGCGCACCGCGAGGACGCCAUGAAACAGACCGUCAUCGAACGCUAUGCAAAUACUAGAGAGAGGGAUCAUUACAUGGCAUUAAUGGACGGUGAUAAGCGAGAUCUUGGUGCGGCGGCGCUGGGCGCCAUGGCCGCCUUAUGUGCCGGACCCAUUAGAGUCAAAACUGAUAGGGGAGAAUCAUUGUCUUUCGACAGUCGACGAAUGCUAUCCUGGGUUGAUCAAGUAUUCGGGAGUUCGCUUGAUAAGUGGCAUGCAAUAGGGCGCAAGGCACUGUAUAAUCUCAUCGCAAGCAACAAAAACCUUACUUCCUUACUCAAGAUUUCAAUCGAGCAGUGCUACACCCCGGAUCGUCCUCGAGCAGUGGACAGCUACUUUGAAGUUGUCUCAAAGGUUCUCCGUGAGCACGUGGACUAUGACAUCGAUUUCUGGAGGGUCUUAGCUGCCCUGCUCUUCCUACUCGGAAAUGAGAAAAGCGAGAUCCGCGUCCAGUCUGCAAAGUUACUUCAGCUUCUGGAACAACGGUCGGAACGCAAUUCUCGGAUUCAAGACUUCGACAUUAGCAUCUCUGACCGGACCACGGCGGUCUACAAAUCAGCCUCUUUUGAAAUCUCGCUUCUCGAGCCAUUUCAGGGAUAUUCACCCGGACAAUCAAAGGCAGAUGGUUUACGCAGUCCUCCCUGGAUUCAAGAAAUUAUUCUCCAAGUGGAACCGGAUGGGAGACCCACGUCUCCCUCAUACAUGGUACUUGCGAAUCUUCUUGAAAUUACAACCACUUCGAGUAGUGUCUUGAACAACGAAGUCCAAGCACUUUGGAAAGCUCUCGCGACUGGUCACCCCGGAAAUGUCCAGCUUGUGCUCGAUUUUGUAAUCUCUCUGUGUCUAGAUCGGCGUGACCAAGCGCUUGUGUACUACUCAAAGCAAAUCAUAGUUUAUGUCGCUAGCGAUGUUGCAGGCCCGAAGGUUGUUGAGUUUCUACUAUUAAAAGUCACGCCUAAGAAUCUCGUUGCCACGGCCCACGAGCCUACACCUCCACCUGCCGAUAGCUAUGGAUUCCCAUAUAUAGCCGAUCUAUCGGAAGCAUUACCCAUUGCAAACAAGCAGGACAUGUUUGCUUUGAGUCAUCUUGCUGUAGUCUUCCUCGUCGACCUUAUCGUCGCUCCCAUGACAAUCAAAGCGGAAAACGUACCAUUGCUUUUACAUGUCAUUUUCGUUCUCUGGGAUAACCAAAUAUCACUAGUGCAGGAACAGGCUCGAGAACUGCUAGUCCACUUGAUUCACGAGCUUGUCAUAACGAAGAUUCCAAAAGAGUUGCAGGAACAUUACAAGUCAAGGAGAAGUGAAGUGGAGGGCUUCGUCGAUGCCAUUAGACAUCACGAAGCUAGCUUGGUGUGGCAAUAUCGGGAAAGGGUUGCCAAGUACGAAGACUGGGACGUCCCAAACCCUUCCGGAGACGAUAAACGGCUCCCGUCGUCAAUGCCGAAGGUCACUAGCCAAGUCGUCGAUAUUUUUGCCCUCGUUUAUUCAGACAUUAAGGAUCGACUUGCGAGAAUUUCAUUGAGCUGGGGGACAUCAUGUCCGGUCCGACAUGCUGCCUGUCGGUCGCUUCAAAUAUUUCGAUGUGUGCUAGUCCCAAUAGACCAACCAAUGUUGAGUGAUAUACUUGCACGUAUAUCCAAUACUGUGGUUGCCGACUCGCAAGACGUGCAGACAUUCUCGAUGGAGAUGCUGGCGACCGUCAAAAGCAUCAUCAUCGAGCUUGAGCCUGCCGACCUCCUAUUGUAUCCACAUAUAUUUUGGACGACGUGUGCGUGUUUAGAUACGAAUCUGGAGCGAGAAUUCAUAGCGGCAGUUGGUAUGCUAGACAAGCUUCUGCCUAAGGUGAACCUAGAGGACCCUGCUGUUCUGAGGAUAUUGGAAAAGGCGAAACCUGCAAGGUGGCAAGGAACGUUCGAAGGUCUGACGCCCUUAUUGUAUAAGGGUGUGAAGUCUGAGAUCUCGUUGUCUACAUCGCUAGGUGUCCUUGACAAGCUACUAGCACUACCUAACAACGAACUUGUCGGAAAUCAGUCACGUUUGUUAUUUACGAUAUUGGCAAAUCUACCCCGGUUUUUGCAAUCAUUCGAAGAUGACAAUACAUUUGGAGAGUGCGGUCAGACAGCGCAUAUUCUUUCCUCCAUUGCCGAAAUUGGUGAUCAAACGCAAAUUUCUACAGUCCUUGACAAAUAUAUCGGUCGAUCCUAUGCGGAUAGCAAUGAAUUGCUUUCAGAGAUCCUAGCUGCUCUUCAGAAGGGAUACUUUCCGACUUGGGAGCUCAAGGCCUUAAUCUUUGCAAUCGGCCUAUUGAGCAAUUCGCUGCGUUGGUAUAAAUUACAGGCUCUGAGAGUCGUUCGAAGCCUUAUUACCGACGUUGACACUCGCCGUCCAGAAAUUUCAGAUUACGGACCAGACCUGAUUUCCCCUCUGCUUACUCUUCUUCAGACUGAGUUCUGUUCCCAAGCGAUUGAAGUCGUUGAUCAAUUUUACUCCAUGACCGAAACCCCGCUAACUCAAGAUCAUAUGCGGAUGAGCAUAUUCGGGCAAGGAUUGCGCCCCGUUCCCGUACAGAAAGAAUACGAAAAGACUCAAAGCCUGUAUGGCAUGCCAGAGGAGACGGGCUGGUCAAUUCCCAUGCCUGCAAAGCUUCACAAUACGACACGAGCCAACAUGCAACUUAUCUAUCAGGAUUGCGCGAAUCUUAAUGUGCCGGCUGCUGAAGCUGUAGUGACCCCCGAUGUAGAAUUCCAAGUUGAAGACGAUCAGGCCGCAUCUUACUUCUGUCUCGAACGGUCUGAAACACUUGAUCCCCACGAUCUAGUUGAAGGUGGACGUGAUGAGGGCGAACCAGGCGAUCUUCUGACGAAGCUCAACAGCCUAGAUGACUUUUUCAAUGACUCCCUGGAUACAGAAGACCAAGCAGAUAGCCGUUACUCAUCACUGACCACCACGCCUUAUCAACUUGACCCUGUUACAGGCGCAGAGAUAUAUGAUCAAGAGACAGCUCCAAUCCUGCAGCGAACGCUUGCUGGUGCGGGCUCCGCCCACUUGUUGCAUAGUAGUAAUUUUGAGCGGUCGAAUUUAUCAAUUAUGACCCCGGCUGCUUUCACACCAGCCACAGCUUCUGUUGGCACCGGCCCAGCUCGGCCAUCGUUGCACGCACGUUCAGUGACUUCCCCGGCUAAUAAUAUUUCGAGGAAAGCCCACAAUAUCCCAGAGUCGUUUUCGGAUGAUGAACAGGAUGAUGGAAUCUUGUCCGAGGAUGAGCGUUCGACCGGCCACAUUGUCGCGAAUGGCUCGAGGCUACUUGGAAAUCCAUCCAAAAGGUCUGACCUGGCAUUUCGAAAAGUCGGCCCAGGGCUAGAAGGCAAAGAAUACAAGCAGCGGGGGGCCUUCUUCGAGCUCAGAGUCGAUCGCACGGUCAUAACCCCGGAAGUCCUAGUGUGCCUAAGGUUCCGGAAGCUUUCUCUUCGUUGA
Messenger RNA from Bacidia gigantensis, 6465 nucleotides. RefSeq lists its product as uncharacterized. Gene Ontology annotation, biological process: cell morphogenesis. Lineage: Eukaryota; Fungi; Ascomycota; Lecanoromycetes; Lecanorales; Ramalinaceae. The transcript is spliced from 6 exons. Bases 1 to 6465 code for a protein of 2154 amino acids. The record is from RefSeq and is a predicted model, not a curated record. Gene Ontology annotation, cellular component: site of polarized growth; cell cortex.